UCACCAACUUGCCUCGUCCAUGGAAAUCCACUACCCCGACGACCUCCGGCCGCGCCGCCGGUUCACGUUCGAAGUCGACCAAGAGCCCAAGCGAGGCCCGUCGUGGGUGUACCCGGGUCUUGGCAACGCGACCGGUCGCCUUCACCCGGCGCCAGAAGAGCUCGCCGCCAUCCACCAAGAGAUGCACGCGCCCAAGCACUUUCUCUCCGAGUGGUACUCGACGGGCAUCAGCGGCAACGACGUGCUCUCGAGCUGCCUCUACUCGUCCGGCAUUGUCGCCUCCAAGGCCGGCAAGUUUGCGCCCUUUGCCAACCUCCUCGUCGCCUGCGUCAUGUACCUCUUCCGCUUCAUUUACGUCGAGGUCGUCUCGGCCAUCCCGCUCAACGGCGGCUCGUACAACACCAUGCUCAACUCGACCUCGAAACGCGUCGCCGCGCUCACGUCGGCGCUCGCCAUCAUUGCGUACCUCGCCACCGGUGUCGUCUCGGCCGUCUCGGCGUCCGACUACCUCCGCAAGCAGAUCGAGGACCUCAACCACAUUCACUGCGCGACCGGCAUUCUCGGAACGUUUGCCAUUCUCAACGUCCUCGGCAUGUCCGAGUCGGCCAAGGUCGCGCUCACGAUUUUCGUUGCGCACACGAUCACGCUCGCGGUCCUCGUCGUCGCAUCGAUUGUCUACGCGUUCCAGAACCAGAGCAUUUUCUGGGCCAAUCUCGAGACGGACUUUCCGUCCGUGGACGUUGCCGGUGCGACGAUGCUUGGCACGCCGUUCACGGCGCUUUUCUUUGGCUUUUCGUCGGCGAUGCUCGGCGUCACGGGGUUCGAAACCGCGGCCAACUUUGUCGAAGAGCAGCAACCCGGCGUCUUUCAGCUCGUGAUCCGCAACAUGUGGUAUCUCUCCACCUUCUUCAACCUCGCGCUCUCGGUCCUCAACCUCUGUGUACUGCCGCUGUACGGCAUCAACGGCACGAUCGCCAACUCGGACAUUGUGCUCGCGUCCAUGGCCCGCACGACGAUUGGCCGCUGGUUUGAGAUUUGGCUCAGCGUCGACGGCUUCAUCGUCCUCUCCGGCUCGGUGCUGACGUCGUACGUUGGUAUCACGGGUCUUGUCCGGCGUCUCGCGUCCGACCGUGUUCUUCCAGAGUUCUUCCUCGCCGAAAAUUCGUGGCGCCACACCAACCACUACAUCAUUCUCUCGUACUUCGUCAUUGCGACGAGCCUUGUCUGGAUCCUCGAGGGCAACGUGACCAUGCUCUCAAGCAUCUACUCGUACUCGUUUCUCGGGCUCCUUGUGCUCUUCUCUGUCGGCGCCAUGCUCUUCAAGCUCAAGCGCGGCGACAUGCCUCGCGAGACCAACACUCCUUGGUGGAAGUGUCUCGUGGGCUUUGCGAUGGGUCUUGUCGGCUUCUUUGGCAUCAUGCUCGGCGACCCCCGCGUCUCGAUCGUAUUUUUGCUCUAUUUCUUCUCGGUCGCCGGGCUCAUCCUGCUCAUGCUCGAGCGCAUCUUUGUGCUCCGCGCGUGCAUGCUCGUCAUGAAGAGCCUGUGCCCGUCGCAGUGGACGACCACGGAGCGCGUGGUGAUGCCGCCGUUGCUGCCGACGACGACGGACGCGUCGACGCCCAACAACUUUCUUGGCAAGCGCACGAUCGUGCGUGCGAUCAAGACCAUCAACGAGCCGCCCAUCAUCUUCUUUUGCAAGCACCUCUCGCUCACGAUCCUCAACAAGGCUAUUCUGUACGUGCGCCGGAACGAGCACACGGACAACCUUCGCAUCGUGCACGUGUACGCCAAGGGCACCAAGCCGCCGUCGGACUUUGAAGACAUUGUCGGUGUCUUUGACUGCAUGUACCCCAAGCUGCGCAUUGACGCGAUCGCGGUCGAAGGCACGUUUGACCCGAUUCUCGUACAGUGGAUUUCCGAAAACCAGCGCAUUCCGACCAACAUGAUGUUCAUUCGCCAGCCCGACAACGUUGACGCGCACAAGGUGUCGAUGCUCGGCGUCCGCGUCAUCACGGGCUAAACGUUGUCAUAUGACGUCACCGCCGUCUUAGAGACGUUUGUAGCUUUUACUCCGUUUUUAUAUAUGCUUGUGGACGAUA
This is a messenger RNA of Saprolegnia diclina VS20, 2099 nucleotides long. RefSeq lists its product as hypothetical. Gene Ontology annotation, biological process: amino acid transport; transmembrane transport. Gene Ontology annotation, cellular component: membrane. NCBI's taxonomy places the organism in Eukaryota, Oomycota, Saprolegniomycetes, Saprolegniales, Saprolegniaceae. The record is from RefSeq and is a predicted model, not a curated record. The transcript is spliced from 5 exons. Bases 20 to 2020 code for a protein of 666 amino acids. Gene Ontology annotation, molecular function: amino acid transmembrane transporter activity.